Acipenser ruthenus (sterlet) is the source of this 3825-nucleotide messenger RNA. RefSeq names its product palmitoyltransferase ZDHHC9-like. The transcript is spliced from 9 exons. Gene Ontology annotation, molecular function: protein-cysteine S-palmitoyltransferase activity. The record is from RefSeq and is a predicted model, not a curated record. Gene Ontology annotation, biological process: protein targeting to membrane; peptidyl-L-cysteine S-palmitoylation. Lineage: Eukaryota; Metazoa; Chordata; Actinopteri; Acipenseriformes; Acipenseridae. The coding region runs from base 976 to 2142 and encodes 388 amino acids. Gene Ontology annotation, cellular component: Golgi apparatus; endoplasmic reticulum.
CUUUGACUCCUAGGCGUGUUUUCUUGCCAUUGAUGAAGCGCACUCACGGAGCUUGCGGGGAGAGUCACAAGGAAGAGUGGGGAAAGAAAUCAGGCUAACGCUCGCCGUGUCCAGAAAUCAUCCUCACUUAGCACGACAGUCACACCUCAAACAAGAAGAUCAUUACAAAAUAAUAAAAAAAAGAAAAGAAACACGCAUAUAUCUUAAUCCUCGCGAUUGAGAAAGGUGAAAGGAAGACGCGUCGGCAUGAGAAAAAAUCAAUUGCAAAACGAACUGAAUGCAUUCCCGGGGACCUCCAUGUGAAGACAGAAGAAUUGUGUUUUUUUUCUUGAAUAGGUGAAAAAUCUGAAUUUGCUGCGCAAGGACUGGAUGUUAUCGAGAUUUUAAUAAGGGGAUGUGUACAGCAAGUGUGGAUUGUGGAAAAAACAAAAGACCACUCGGGUUGGAAAAAAUGGAUUUCUCUGAAUAAACGUGUUUCCUAAAAUGAUAUGAUCCGAAUUAAAUGGUGGAAUUUCGAAAAUAUAUCGAAACAUUUACCACAGGAUUAAACCUGAUUUAAAAAGAUACAGAUGCAUGUAUUUUAAGUAACAACUAAAAUAUUCUAAAGGGUAAAAAAAUAAAUAAAUAAAUAAAAUAAUAUGCAACCAUAAAGCCAAGGAUUGUGAAAGACCAGAGCAGCGUGAAUAAUCUGUUUACCAGCAGUGCUCCGGUGGAAGGAAAUAUAUAUAUCUGUAUAUUUAAAGAAGACAUUGCAGAAGGAUUAUUGUUUGUUUGUUUGUUUAAAUAUGAAAAAACAAUAUAUGAUUUGGCUGUUGAGGUGACAGACAAGUGGAAUGUGAAACCCUGGCGGUGGGACAAGCACAGUACAGUCGUGGUAGAAAACUAAAGGAACAUUUGACGUGACUCAAAUACAUUUAAAAUACUUUAAUAAAAAAGGGGGAAAAAGAAACAAACAAUUCACACAAAGGCAAGAAAAUGUCAGCCAUAAUGGUAUCUAAGAAGGUGUUACGAAAAUGGGAAAAGCUCCCUGGGAAAAACACAUUUUGCUGUGACGGGAGGGUCAUGAUGGCACGGCAGAAAGGCGUGUUUUAUCUAACCUUGUUUCUCAUUGUCGGGACCUGCGCGCUGUUCUUCGCAUUCGAGUGUCCAUACCUGGCAGUUCACCUGUCCCCAGCCAUCCCCGUCUUUGCCAUCGUCCUGUUCUUCUUUGUCAUGGCAACGCUGCUGCGCACCAGCUUCAGUGACCCGGGGGUGCUGCCCAGAGCCUUGCCCGAUGAGGCCACCUUCAUCGAGAUGGAGAUCGAAGCAGCCAAUGGGAACGUCCCAGCUGGCCAGCGCCCGCCUCCCCGGAUCAGAAACGUUCAAAUCAAUAACCAGAUUGUGAAGCUCAAGUACUGCUACACCUGCAAGAUCUUCCGUCCGCCCCGCGCCUCCCACUGCGGGAUCUGUGAUAACUGUGUCGAGCGUUUUGAUCACCACUGCCCAUGGGUGGGAAACUGCGUUGGGAAGAGGAACUACCGCUACUUCUACCUGUUCACACUCUCGCUGUCCCUCCUCACCAUCUACAUCUUCACCUUCGACAUCGUCCACGUGGUGCUGCGCUCGGUGGAUUCUGGGUUUGUCAACACCCUCAAAGACACCCCUGGAACUGUCCUGGAGGUCGUGGUCUGCUUCUUCACGCUGUGGUCUGUGGUGGGACUCACAGGCUUUCAUACCUACCUGGUGUCGCUCAAUCAAACCACCAACGAAGACAUUAAAGGCUCGUGGUCAGGGAAGAACCGGGUGCAGAACCCCUACAGCCACCGAAACAUCAUGAAGAACUGCUGUGAGGUGCUGUGCGGGCCAAUGCACCCCAGUGCUCUGGACCGGCGUGGGGAAUUGAUAGAGUUGGCCUUGGCCCCUGUCCCAAUACCAGCCUCCAAGAACAAUAAGGAGAACCCACAAACUACUAAAACCACGGCACCGCUGAUUCCCAACGAGCACACCCCUGAUGAUGUGAAGUCCAGCAUAGCACCGGAGACGGAGGGGGACGUGGUAGAAAAGCUGUCCCCUUUGGAAAACAAGCCCCCUCCCAGCGAGCCGCCCACACCGCCCCCAGCAGACCCGGCAGAGACCACCGCGGUGCUGGAGGAGGCCUUCUAACAGCAGGCUGGGCUUGGCCAGUCUCCAAAAGGGCAGGAAUGCCCUGAACGAUUUCUCCUGCAGUAUUAAACAAUAACGAUUCAUUCUGUGGAAGUGAACGAACACACGAAAAAAAAAAAAAAAAAAUCUUCGUUUGCAACUCUGCCUUUAAACGGGAAACCGAAGAACUCUUGUGAGUCUCGUCUUCUCAUUCCGCCCGAUCGGCCAGUCCCCGUCAAUCAGUGGGGCCUUGCAUUCCUGCUUAUCCUCUCGGUGCAUUGCGCAGGUUUCUAUGUCACUGAGAAAUAAUGAAGGUGUGUUUUUUUUUUUUUGGUCAAGCUGGGGGCCCGACAGUUGUUUUGGGAUAGAUUGAAGGAUAUGACCUCAGAGGCUAAAUGAAACUCCAUCCAUGCACGGGACACAAAAACUCCAAACCCUUUCAAAGGCAGAAGAUAUCCUGACAGCUUUGCAGACAACUGCUAGUCGAUGGCUUGUUCUGAAGUGUUGUUGCUGUUAAUUAUUUCUGUUUGUUUGUCUUUUUUGAUCUGUUUACUUUAUUGAGAUAUGUGGUGAAAUCAGGUUUACUCUUAAUAUGAAUUUAUACAAAAAAAAAAAAAUUAAAAACAUACCUGACAUGAAGUACAGUACUUGGUCAUCUGCUCCUAGAAAAGUCUUGCUAAGAAAACUUAAUGAAAUACCUGAAUCACUGUUUGCACAGAAUAAGAUUACAUUUUCAAAGCAGUGAUGGGAGUGCAUGGCAUAAUGCCACAGUAGCACCUCUUGUAAGUUCAUUAAUGAAGGCGAUGUGUUUUAUAGAGAAAGUCACCUUGGAGAGCACAUCCAGUCUCCUUAAAGUAGCACGAUUGUGUCUUUCAAUACUUUCCAAUGACAACUGUGUUGCUGUAACAUGUAUUGAUAUUUUUAUUGGACUUGCAAGAAGAUUACCCUCAUUUUCUUCUUUCCCUUAUGCAAAACCAUUAAGGUAUUUGACAACUGUGGCACUAUGUGUGCGUUUUAUUUUAUUUUGGUCAACUCUUUGACUUCCAAUCCUGAUCUCUGUGUGGUUUGUAGCUUGCUUGGUUAUGGACAAUAGGGUUUGUGUUUUAGUGUUGUAAUUGUGGAGGUUACCUUUCAUAGUUUUCAUUGCAAUACUGUACAAUGUUUUGCUACAUAACUACGAUGGGCUGGUUUGUUUUGUGUGUUUGCUGUUUCACUCCUCUGCAAAGUUGAAGGACAACAGCAAAAAAACAAGGACUUCAGCCUUAUUACAUUUCUGUAUUCUAAUCCUGAAGGGCCAAUUUAGCAUUUUCACUCCCAAGUUUUGUUGGAUCCUAUUGGUGCCAAGAGUAUGCUAUUCAUUCAAUCAGAGCACCAGCAUUUUUGCAGAAGGGCGCAUUAACAAGGAGGGUUUUGUUUUGAGUGUAUGUUAUAUGUUUGUACCUGUGCCUUAUUUGAAGCUGCACUAUCCCAUGUUUCACACAGUUAGAACAUUUCUGAAGAAGCCUCUGCAGUUCAAUCUGGGGGUUGUUUGGAACUCCCUCGGAGAACGUUUCUUUGGUGGCAGCAUGACCUCGAUAUUAAAAGCCAUUUUUUGUCGCAGAGGGAAGGGAUGUAAAAUCUAUAGUGUAGAUCUGGGCAAACAAUAAAUGUGGAAUUUUGUUGCAUGCUACACAUGACGGUUUUAAAAUAAAUAAAUAAAUAAAU